UGCCUACCCGAAGGGCACCGGCGGGGCAGAGCUCACCGGUCGCUGCCCGGUCCCGCCUCCCCCAGCGCGGGCACACACCGGCCAGGGCACGCAGGAACGCCUUGCCCUGGCGACUGUGAGAACAGGCCGGGGCAGUCCCGCGGGGCACCGGGCGCUAGCCACGGGCCCUAACCCGGAGGGCACGAACACGGCUCCUCGGGACCGGCGGGCACGGCGGGGGACAUGGAGGGCAGGGAGAGCAGGCCAUGACAGCGUAGGCCGGCGGCGAGAGAUGGAUCGGUUCAGCGAGUGCGGGACGCAGACGGACGCCGUGGUGGUGCUGUCCCUGGCACAGGCUGCCGUGCUGGGCCUGGUGUCCGACAAUGAGCUGCUCGGCGCCACCGUCACCCCCGCCGGCUUCUUCCCGGGGCUGGCCGGGGAGCAGCUGGACAACGCCGCCGUGGAGCCGGGGGAGCCCGAGGGAGAGGAGCAGGCGCCCGGGGACGGGCAGGACGAGGACGCCCUGGAAGCAGACUGCUCCCUGGAGAAGCAUGCCCGCAGGAGGAAGAGGCCGCCCGUGAGGCUGAUGCCCAAGGUCAAGAGUGAGAAGGCAGAGGUGGAGGCAGAGCCGCCGUACGGCGCGUCCGUGCCCGGGGACGAGGAGGGCGAGGGGCAGCGCGGCCACGCGCCGCAGCCCCCGGAGCCCAGCCAGGAGCCGGCGGUGCAGAGCGAGGCCGUGAAGAUGAUUGACCUGGGCACCUUCAGCAGGAAGCCCCGGCGGCUGCGGCACCUGCGCCGGCACCGGGAGCCGGAGGGCAGCGAGCGCCGGCACCGGGAGCCGGAGGGCAGCGAGCGCCGGUGCAGGGGCAGCGACCCGGCCGGCGGCACCGGGGGGGCCCCACAAACCGCGGGCGCCUUCGAGGCGGGGGCUCCGUCCCCCGGGGAGGCCGAGGCCCCCGCGCCGGCAUCCCCCGAGCAGGUGAAGAGCGAGCAGGGCUGUGUCUGGCAGGAGCCGGGCGAGCUGGAGGCGGCCGGCGGCACCAGCGAGCACAGCAGGAAGGCGCAGCUGGACCGGCUGGACAUCAACGUGCAGAUCGACGACUCCUACCUGGUGGAGGCGGGCGACCGCCAGAAGCGCUGGCAGUGCCGCAUGUGCGAGAAGUCCUACACCUCCAAGUACAACCUGGUGACCCACAUCCUGGGCCACAACGGCAUCAAGCCCCACUCCUGCCCGCACUGCAACAAGCUGUUCAAGCAGCCCAGCCACCUGCAGACCCACCUGCUGACCCACCAGGGCACGCGGCCCCACAAGUGCGGGGUGUGCGGCAAAGCCUUCACGCAGACCAGCCACCUGAAGCGGCACAUGCUGCUGCACACCGACAUCAAGCCCUACAGCUGCCGCUUCUGCGGCCGCGGCUUCGCCUACCCCAGCGAGCUGAAGGCGCAUGAGGUGAAGCACGAGAGCGGGCGCUGCCACGUGUGCGUGGAGUGCGGCCUGGACUUCUCCACGCUCACCCAGCUGAAGCGGCACCUGGCCACGCACCAGGGCCCCACGCUCUACCAGUGCCUGGAGUGCAGCAAGUCCUUCCACUACCGCAGCCAGCUGCAGAACCACAUGCUGAAGCACCAGAACGUGCGGCCCUUUGUCUGCACCGAGUGCGGCAUGGAGUUCAGCCAGAUCCACCACCUCAAGCAGCACUCGCUCACGCACAAGGGCGUGAAGGAGUUCAAGUGCGAGGUGUGCGGGCGGGAGUUCACCCUGCAGGCCAACAUGAAGAGGCACAUGCUGAUCCACACCAGCGUCCGGCCCUACCAGUGCCACAUCUGCUUCAAGACCUUCGUGCAGAAGCAGACGCUCAAGACCCACAUGAUCGUGCACUCCCCUGUGAAGCCCUUCAAGUGCAAGGUCUGCGGCAAGUCCUUCAACCGCAUGUACAACCUGCUGGGGCACAUGCACCUGCACGCCGGCAGCAAGCCCUUCAAGUGCCCCUACUGCUCCAGCAAGUUCAACCUGAAGGGCAACCUCAGCCGGCACAUGAAGGUCAAGCACGGGGUGAUGGACAUCAGCCUGGACAGCCAAGAUGCCAUGAUGGAGCUGGCUGGGGCUGACCACGCCGAGCUGGACGGCCAGCAGGAGAUGGACGACUUCGAGGAGGAGAACUCUUACGGCUACGGGGCCGUGGGCAACCCCCCAGACGAGCACACGCUGGCCGAGCAGGCCAUGAAGGAGAUGGCCUACUACAACAUGUUGUAGCCCAGGCCAGUGGGGCUGCGGGGGCUUGCUGGGUUAAGAGGGGCUGCGGCACCCAGCCGGGUCCCCCAGAGCUGGAGGGAUGGCUUCCACUGGGCUUGGGGAACACAGGGAUGUCCAGAAGACUUUGCUGGACCUGCCUUGGCUCUGCUGCUGCCCCCCUGCCCCUGCCUGCACCCUGCACCGGCUGACUUGAAGCUGCAGGCAGGGGAGGCGUGACCCAGCAGAUCACUGAACGAGUAAGGAUGGAAGGGGCUGCUGUGGAGCAAGAUGAUGAGCGUCACUAAUUAUUCUACCUCCUGGGUCCCCCCUCUCUGCACAGGGGUUCCCCUGACGGGCAGAAGCCCUGCCCGCUGAGGAGGUGGGUUUGCAUUUCCCACUCCCCCGGGGCUCUCAGCCCUGUGCCAGGCCCUGGGAUGCACAACAGAGUAUUUUCAUAGAAGCUCAGGGCGCAGUCAGCGCCCACAGCUCCGGCUCUGGAGCUGCAGCCAGCGGUGGAGCCGGGGGAGGCAAACCCAGCCCAGCCCCAGCAAAUGAUGGUAUUUUGAAAGUAAUUUAUUUUUUUCAGAUGUGCCGCGUGGUUGGUUUUAUCUUUUCACUGAGUUCAGUUCCCUUCAACUAAUGUGCUUUGUAAACCCGUGUAAGCUGUGUGGUCUGUGUGGGGAGAGGGGGUUGUGAGGGGCUGAGUGGGGUCCUGGCCAGAGGAACUGGCACCCCCUCCUUGCCCCCCAGCUGCUCGGGGCUGGAGGGAAAGGCUCUCCCUGGGGCAGCCUGUGAGCUGGGGUUUGCCCCUCCGUGCCCAGGGGUGUGGCAG
Molecule: messenger RNA, 3044 nt
Organism: Melozone crissalis (California towhee)
Lineage: Eukaryota; Metazoa; Chordata; Aves; Passeriformes; Passerellidae
Gene: ZNF710
Product: zinc finger protein 710
Exons: 5
Coding region: 272-2233 (653 amino acids)
Biological process (GO): regulation of transcription by RNA polymerase II
Cellular component (GO): nucleus
Molecular function (GO): RNA polymerase II transcription regulatory region sequence-specific DNA binding; DNA-binding transcription factor activity, RNA polymerase II-specific
Source: RefSeq, a predicted model, not a curated record